Linum trigynum is the source of this 807-nucleotide messenger RNA. NCBI's taxonomy places the organism in Eukaryota, Viridiplantae, Streptophyta, Magnoliopsida, Malpighiales, Linaceae. The record is from the annotation of a GenBank genome assembly.
AUGGAAACGACUGUAAUUGGGAUCAGUGAAGGUUAUGUUUCUGUGGUAACUGAUCAGAUUAAAAGUCUUCUAUUCCGUAAGCUUGUUAGAGGGGUGCAGCAACCUGAUCAGGCUUCAGAAGCUGUAACCAUUGUGAAUCAGGACCUUUCAGCUCCAUUGGGUUCAAACAGCCAUUUGAACAGGCCUGAAACUUGGGAGGUUGACGGGACAAUGCAGCAAUCAGAUCAGCAAGCAGCCAUUAAUCGUGUUCAGAGCCCAGCAAACAUUCAAGACAAGAUUCAUCAAGAUCCUCCAGCUACGGUUGUCAUCGAAGAGCUGAGGACUGGACAGCCUUGGACUUCUGGAUUGUAUGAGUGGCGGACAGAUCAGACAAAUGCUAUUCUAACUGCAAUUUGUCCAUGUGUUACAUUCGGCCAAAUAGCAGAAGUAGUCGAUGAAGGAAGGUCAUCUUGUUGCUCAAUGUGUUGCAUUUGCUUCUUGGCGAUGCUCGCCUCGUAUUCUCAGUGGCUCGUGGCAACAGAGUACAGAACCAAACUGAGGAGGAAGUAUGUUCUGGUAGAAGAUCCGUACACAGAUGUGGCUUCUCAUAUCUUCUGCCCAUUGUGUUCACUCUGUCAGGAAUAUCGAGAGCUUAAAAGCCGCGGGCUUGAUCCUUCUCUAGGGUGGAAAGGGAUUGUAGCUCAGCAGCAACAGAAGAGAAAACAGAGCAAUGAAGAUCGAUUCCGGAGAAGACUGGAGGAGGAGGAAGGAGAUGAUCAUGGAGAAACCAGUACUGUUCCUCCUCCAGAACAAGUCAUGAACCAGUGA